This is a messenger RNA of Mytilus trossulus (common blue mussel), 1618 nucleotides long. Its product is annotated as golgin subfamily A member 6-like protein 4. NCBI's taxonomy places the organism in Eukaryota, Metazoa, Mollusca, Bivalvia, Mytilida, Mytilidae. The coding region runs from base 147 to 854 and encodes 235 amino acids. The transcript has 4 exons. The record is from RefSeq and is a predicted model, not a curated record.
UUCUUGACUUAAAAACGACUUUUUGAUAACUGUUCAAACGUUGGAAUCAAUAGUAAAUCAAAUAAAUAACCAUAACUUUGCCAAUGAUAUUUGUUACACCAUAAUAAAGGCUUUCAUUAUUUGUGGAAUAUUUUCAACCAAAAGAAAUGGCAGCGUGUAAUUCAGAUGACGAUACAAUGAGUAAUGGGACUUCUCAUCAUGUUACUCAUGCUCUUGAAUUUAUGACAGAAGAAGAAGGCAAAGAGUUUCAGGAAUUCAGAAGAAGUAUCGGAAUUGUUGGAACGUUUACAAAACAGAUGGUCAAGAUGGCGAUUGCGCAGUUAAAACCUGAAUUCGAAAACAUGGCAGUAAAAGCAGCAGAACAAGCAUUUGACAACAAAAUGACAAAGGUUAGAGAACUGAAUGAGGAAUUGAACAAGAGAGAACGGGAACUAAAACAACUCCGACUUGAAAAGAAAAUUCUACAAGCCAAAUUAGAUAAAGAACGAGUUGUCAAAAGUAGACCUGAUUCUGUCGAAACAAAAGAAAAAGAACUUAAAAGAAUGGAAGCUGAUAUCAGUAAUUUGAAAAUGAAAUUAAGAAAGACCACAGAUGAUUUAAAACAUGAGAGAGACCGUUUGUCUGAAGAAGAGAAAAAACGGCUAGAGCUGGAGAGUACACUACAAGCUGACGUAGAGCGACUUAGAAAAGAACUUGACAGGGUGAAAGGUCAAUUGGGUCAACUGAGGUCAGCUAAAAAUGUUGGAGAUGAUGAAACCAGAAAACUAAGAGAAAGAGAGCGACAGCUUUUGGAUGAAAUGGAGAUGAUUCGGAAGCAACAACCUCGUCUUCAUAAAAGAAAACUGUUUGCUUAAAUUUUAGGAAACACAGAAAGAAAUUCGUCCAUUUAUGAUCAGCAUUAUAUAUGACAUCAUAUGUACUAUCUAAUUGCGCAAAACACGAUACAUUCACUGACUGGGUAGUACUAAUUGUUAUAACUAUUUAGAAGUAAUUUGUCAUGUGUUAUUAUCAACAUAUUUAUAAUAAAACACAUUUGUUUGCAGUUUAAUAUGCUAAAUGCAGAUUAUUUCGGGUACAUAUUUUAACAGCACCAAAUCAAUUAUUUAUAGAUAAACUCAUAAAUCUCACCCAAUUUAUACACAAUAAUCUAAGCGAAGUAUGCAUGUUUCUUUAAAAAAUAAUGUUAGAAUAGUGGAAUAAAAUUUUGUUUGGUAGUAUGUAUUAUUGUUUUUUCCAUGGUACGAUUUGAUAGAAAAGAAAGGAUAAUUGAAGCAAUUUAAUUUGAUAAACGGUGGGAUUUUCUCAGAAAAUUAAUGUCCAAAGAGUACAACUGUUGAAGAAAACUAUGAAGCAAUGAAGUGAACUAACUUUUCAAAAAGAAAAUCUGAUCGGGGGUGCAUGUUUUUUUUAUAACUUUAUUUUAUAGUCUUUUGUUUUAAAAAUGUUAUACCACCCCCAAACUCAUACUCCCAACCUUGGGUUGAGUGUUGCUCCUGUCUACAGUGUAGUCUUAUAUUUUAUUAACUUGUUGCUUUUAUUUUGCCAGCGUAUUGUGUGCAUGUGUGUCUAUGUAAAACUCUUUGUUUAUUCACAUUGCAAUAAAAUUGUUAGUUUCAUA